AUGAAAUCGCUGGAGAAUGUCGAACGAGCGAACCAGUUUUGUAAUGAAAAGAUCGAAGACUUACCCAUCUUCCCGUACGAGGAAGAUGAGGCGGGCCCAGAACCGGAGGAAAUUCCUGUGGUAUUGCGAAAGAAGCGUAGGUCGGCCUCGAAAAAGGGCAAGAAAAGGCACAAUGAUGCGGGUCAGAAGGAAUCGGCCCAGGAUAUGUUUCUCCGAUUGAUGAACCUAGCCGAGGCAGGGCAGGAAGUGGUGGAAGACGACGAAGAUGGUGAGGACGAUGAUGGCGAGGAGCAGGACUUUGAGCGAACCGGCACCGGGAACGACAAUGCCGAGGGCGAGUACAGCGAGAACGAAAGUGCAAGUGAGCUGAGUGAGGAGGAGCUGGAAUGUUUGGAGUUGGCCGUAAUGGACGAACGUGCCGAAUCGUCGGUCACGCAGCAACGCCUCGAAGGACCGGAUGCAUCGUCACACCCCGACGCCGACCGGGAGCUAUCGAGUGAGGAGCUGUUCCAACGGAAACGGGAAGCACGUUUGCAAAGAAUGGCCGAACUCAAUUCCAGGUUGGACCGAUACUCGUCACCAACGCCGUCGGCAUCUCCUGCGGAAGAUCCACAAGCAGCACAGCACGAAGGAACGGGCAGCACCGGAGAUAAACCCGACGACCAGGUAGUGCUGAGCGAGGACGAACAGAAAUACCUGCAGAGACGGGCCGAGCGGCUGGAGCGGCUCGAGCGCGAAGCGAAGGAGUUCCGCAAUAGGCUUUCGAAAACGGUCCACCGGGGUAGCGAAAUAGCGGCACAGAUCGAUGAGAUCCACAACGGGUUCAUGGCGCGGCAAUCGGAACCAUCUCCCGUGCCCGGUUGCUCAGGUGAGGCACAAACGAGCCCCACGGUCGAUCUGUCCAGUCUCACCGACAAAGAACGAGAGUACACGUCGGCACGGGCUGAGCGGCUUGAACGGCUCGAGAACGAAAGUCAAAAGUUGCUGAGGCAAAUGAAUCAAACAAUGCGUCGGGGCAGUAGUCUCACGACGAAGCUUGACAUGCUGCACAGUCGGUACGGUUCCCCGGCGACUAAUGAACCGGAAGCAAGCGUCGAAACCAACGGCUCAGAACAAACGAAGCCGGGCGAUGAAUCUGUACCAAUAGAGCCUUGCGCACCAGCAGCGGUGGAGUUGCCAGUUCAGCAGGAAAGCGCCGUGGAGCAGGAGCCCCAAGAUUACACCGUAGCUGGACCUUACAUGCCCAUGGGACCAAUAGAGCUAGUGCUUGUGUCCGACGAGCCCCGUUUAACUCGUUUAAAAAACCAUAUCGCAAAGUUUUGA
Anopheles marshallii is the source of this 1323-nucleotide messenger RNA. RefSeq lists its product as uncharacterized. The record is from RefSeq and is a predicted model, not a curated record. The transcript has a single exon. The coding region runs from base 1 to 1323 and encodes 440 amino acids. NCBI's taxonomy places the organism in Eukaryota, Metazoa, Arthropoda, Insecta, Diptera, Culicidae.